AUGAGCUUCUCUAUACUACUCCAUACAAUCAUUGUUUUAGUUUUCUCCACAUUCUUCCUUUGCAAUACUUCCACCCCCCUCUCCAAACCUGGAAACUACACAGAUCACCAAGCAUUGCUUUCAAUAAAAGCAAGCAUAGUAUCCGAUCCUCUUCAAUUUACAACUUCAUGGAAUGAGUCCACUCAUUUCUGUGAAUGGGCUGGAAUCACUUGCGGCCGCAAGCAUCAGAGAGUCACCAAAAUUGAUUUCCACUCCACCAAACUUGGUGGCUCUUUGUCACCAUACAUUGGCAACUUGAGUUUCCUCCGGGAAUUGCUUCUCUACAACAAUAGCUUUACAGGCAUAAUCCCAGAGGAAAUUGGUCGGCUUUCAAGACUACAAGUGCUUAAUCUCUCCAACAAUUUGUUUUCAGGUGAAAUACCAAAAAACAUAUCACACUGUUUUAACUUGAUUACUCUCCGUUUGGAUUAUAAUGACCUUACUGGCAGAUUCCCUUUGGAAUUUCAAUCAUUGUCCAAGCUUCAAUACCUGGCUGUUUUUAAAAACAAUUUGGUAGGAGAAAUACCUGCUUAUAUAGGGAACUUUUCAUCACUUGUAAAACUUUCUUUUAUGGGUAACAACUUUGAAGGAAAGAUCCCUGAUUCUCUUGGCCAAUUACACAAACUUUCUUUCCUUUCGCUGGCCAUGAACAACUUGUCUGGAGCCAUUCCCUCACCCAUUUUCAAUCUGUCAUCAUUGGAAGUACUUGAAGUAUUAUCUAAUCGACUUCACGGCUAUCUUCCACUAAAUAUAGGCUCCACUCUUCCAAGUCUUGAACAUUUUAAUAUAGGCAAUAAUCAUUUUAUUGGGUCACUUCCCAGCUCAAUAUCAAAUGCCACGAGACUUCGGCAGCUUGAUGCCACUAGCAAUGGUUUUACAGGAAGAGUUCCAUCAUUUAAUGGACUCGACCAGUUAGACUACCUGGGGCUUAGUGACAAUCCUCUUGGUAAUGGAAAGUCCAAUGAUUUGGAUUCCAUGUUGUCUCAGCUUCUCAAUAGUACGACUAUGUUACAAGCCUUAUUCCUAGCUGGCUGCAAUUUUGGAGGGGUUUUGCCAAGAAUUAUAGGCAAUUUUUCGAGGCUUAGGGGGUUUUCAGUAGCUGGAAAUGUCAUACUCGGAGAUAUUCCAAGUGAAUUUGGUCUUCUUUUUAACCUGGAAUACUUAGAAUUGUAUAGAAACCAGCUAAGUGGCACUAUCCCGAGUUCAUUGGGAAGUCUUCAAUUGCUUAAUUACUUAAACCUCGCAGGAAACAAACUGUCAGGGGAGAUUCCAUCUUCAAUAGGAAAUAUGUCCAUGCUGAGUAAACUCUACCUACAAUCCAAUAACCUACUUGGUUCUAUACCAAUAAGCCUUGAAGAAUCCAAGAAUUUGUUAGAGUUAAACCUUGCUAGAAACGAACUCAACGGCUACCUCCCUAAAGAGAUUUUCCAUUCUAGAUCCUCACUAGUAAAUUUGGACUUCUCUACCAAUCACUUCACAGGUCCUCUUCCUUCAGAAAUUGGUGGGUUGAAACAUUUGGUCUCACUCAACCUCUCAAACAACAUGUUAUCAGGUGCACUUUCCAAUACCCUCGGUUCUUUGGCUGGCUUGACUGAUCUCAACUUGAGCUGCAAUUUUUUCCAAGGAUUUAUUCCGUCUACUUUUGCUUCUUUAAAAAGCCUUCAAGCUUUAGAUCUAUCUCGUAAUAACCUCACGGGAAAAAUCCCAAAGUUUCUUGGUAAUCUUCCAUUCUUAAACCGCCUGAAUUUAUCUUUCAACGAAUUUGAUGGCGAGGUACCAAGUGAGGGAAUUUUCAAAAACGAGAGCGAUGUUGUACUUAGUGGUAACAACAAGCUUUGUGGAGGUUUAGGAAAGUUCAGCAAUGUUUAUAGAGGCAUUCUUGAGGAUGGCUUAACAUUUAUUGCAGUUAAGGUGCUCAAACUUGAUGUGAGAGGAGCAUCUAAGAGCUUUUUAACUGAAUGUGAAGCAUUGCGACAAAUUAGGCAUCGAAACCUGGUAAAAAUUUUGACCUCUUGUUGCAGCAUUGAUCAUGAAGGUAAUGACUUCAUGGCCAUAGUGUAUGAGUAUAUGGUUAAUGGUAGCUUGGAUAAGUGGUUGCAAAAUCAUUCAGAAAACAGCGAAGAAAACAAUGAUCCAAGGAAUUUGAGCUUGUUACAGAGAGUGAAUAUCGUAAUUGAUGUGACAAAUGCACUUGAUUAUCUUCAUAAUCAUUUAGAGACGUACUUAGUACAUUGUGAUUUGAAGCCUUGUAAUAUUUUGUUGGAUGGAAACUUGGUUGCUCAUGUAGGUGAUUUUGGAUUAGCAAAGUUUCUUCCUACACUUGCGUCUUCAUCACACCAAAUGAUGAGUUCUGCGGGAAUUAAAGGGACUAUUGGAUAUGCAGCUCCAGAAUAUGGGAUGGGAAGUGAAUUGUCAACCUAUGGCGAUAUAUAUAGUUAUGGAAUUCUUUUGCUGGAAAUAUUUACUGGUAAAAGCCCUACGAGUGAUAUUUUCAAUAAUGGUUUAACACUCCAUAACUAUGUUAGAGUGGCUCUACCUAAGCAAGUUACUGAGGUUGUAGAUCCAAAGCUAUUCCACACAAGUGCAAAUGCGACAUCUAAAAGUCUUGUACAUCGAGAUUUGAUUCUAGAGUGCCUUAUAUCGAUUUUUAAGAUUGGAAUUGCUUGUUCCGUGGAGUUACCAAGGGACAGAAUGAACAUUGGCAAUGUUCUCAAAGAGUUGCAUUCAAUUAAAGACACCCUUUUGAAACUUGGAGACAUUAAUACCAUCCCUUGGUGA
This is a messenger RNA of Ipomoea nil (Japanese morning glory), 2817 nucleotides long. Its product is annotated as probable LRR receptor-like serine/threonine-protein kinase At3g47570. The transcript has 3 exons. The record is from RefSeq and is a predicted model, not a curated record. Gene Ontology annotation, biological process: protein phosphorylation. Gene Ontology annotation, molecular function: protein kinase activity; ATP binding; protein binding. Bases 1 to 2817 code for a protein of 938 amino acids. Lineage: Eukaryota; Viridiplantae; Streptophyta; Magnoliopsida; Solanales; Convolvulaceae.